Nomascus leucogenys (northern white-cheeked gibbon) is the source of this 1788-nucleotide messenger RNA. RefSeq names its product tektin 3 (gene TEKT3). The record is from RefSeq and is a predicted model, not a curated record. Lineage: Eukaryota; Metazoa; Chordata; Mammalia; Primates; Hylobatidae. Gene Ontology annotation, cellular component: microtubule cytoskeleton; nucleus; sperm flagellum. Gene Ontology annotation, biological process: cilium movement involved in cell motility; cilium assembly.
AUGGAAUGUGUAGAUUGUACUUUAACGGCAACUUAUGCCCACCCUAGACCAACACCAACCAACUUUCUACCAGCCAUCAGUACCAUGGCCUCAAGCUACAGGGACCGCUUUCCCCACUCCAAUUUGACCCAUAGCCUGAGCCUUCCUUGGAGACCGAGCACAUAAUACAAAGUUGCCUCCAAUUCCCCAAACGUGGCCCCGUACUGCACCAUAUCACAGAGGGUGUCCGAGAAUACCACGCUUCCCUUUGUUUCCAACAGAACCACUUUCUUCCCAAGAUACACACCGGAUGACUGGUACAGGUCCAAUUUAACCAACUAUCAAGAGUCCAACACUUCCCGACAUAAUUCGGAGAAACUAAGAGUGGAUACAUCUCGCCUGAUUCAAGACAAAUAUCAACAAACAAGAAAAACCCAGGCAGACACAGCCCAAAAUCUGGGAGAACGUGUCAAUGACAUAGGGUUUUGGAAAUCUGAAAUCAUUCAUGAGUUGGAUGAAAUGAUUGGAGAGACAAAUGCACUUACUGAUGUGAAGAAAAGACUGGAGCGGGCUUUGAUGGAGACUGAAGCCCCUCUUCAGGUAGCCCAAGAAUGUCUAUUUGAGCGGGAAAAGAGAAUGGGAAUCGAUCUAGUUCACAAUGAAGUUGAAAAACAUCAUGACGGUAAAUACGGGGGAAAUGCAUCAGUCACAGGCAGCUUAGUUGUAAAGGAAGUUGAUACUAUUCUGUGUUGUCAAGGAACAAUGAAGCUACAUUUGGAUAAGGCUAUUGCCCAACUUGCGGAAGUGGCUGACAGAGCGUCCCAGCAUGAGCUGGAGAAGGACCUGAGUGACAAGCAGAUGGCUUACCAGAUUGACAACAAAUGCCACCACCUGCACAACAUGUCAGAUGGUGUUGGCUACUUCCGCGGAGUGGAGAGGGUCGAUGCAACUGUCUCAGUGCCCGAGUCCUGGGCCAAAUUUACAGAUGACAAUAUACUCCGCUUCCACAGUGAACGGUCAGCUUCCACUAAGCUAAGAGAUGACAUUGAAAACCUCUUGGUUGUGACUGCCAAUGAGAUGUGGAAUCAAUUCAACAAAGUGAACUUGUCUUUCACUAAUCGCAUUGCUGAGAGUGCAGAUGCUAAGAAUAAGAUUCAGAUGCACUUAGCAAAGACCCUGCAGGAGAUUUUCCAGACUGAAAUGACCAUAGAAUCCAUCAAAAAGGCCAUUAAGGACAAGACUGCCUUCCUGAAGGUGGUUCAGUCCAGACUGGACGAGCGUACGCGGUGGCCGAAUAUUGAGUUGUGCCGAGACAUGGCUCAGCUACGCCUUGUUAACGAGGUACACGAGGUUGACGACACCAUCCAGACCCUGCAGCAGCGCCUGAGGGAUGCAGAGGACACCCUGCAGGGGCUGGUCCACACCAAAGCCAUCCUCGAAUGUGAUCUGGCUGUCAAAGCCAAUUCCCUGUACAUCGACCAGGAAAAAUGCAUGAGCAUGCGCAAGAGCUACCACACCCUCCGGCUGGUCGGCUUCUGCUGGGGACCCCACCGGGUGUGGCGUCUGGGUUAUGGGAAGGAUAUGAAGAAAUAUAAUCAGUCUAGUAGAGAAGCCCUGCAGUCACUCAGACAUAAGAACGCCUUCCCUACUUCCAUAAAAAUGAUGCCCUGCUCGCCCAAGAACCUGCUCUUUAGCAAAACUGCAUAUUUUCUGAUAAUGAAAAUCCAUAUCUGUAUUGAGGGCCACCCAUUUAUUUGCAACAAGCUGGUUGUCUUCAUCUCUCAACCCCGGUGCUCUUCAUGGGUGUAG